GGGGCGUGCGGAGGGUUAACUAUGGCUGCUUCCAUGGUGCGGCGGUUGAGGAUAUUGUACGUUUUUGUACUGAUAUGCCCCCUCUGUGUACCAGCUUUCUUGAAUUUGGAGGAGCUGAAUGAGAUGAAAUACGGAAUUCAAAUUCUUCCCGAUCCUGUCAUCUUGGGGCAGACCAAGACAGAGGAAGUGAUGAUGGUGUCCAGUAAGUACAAGCAGCUCUAUGAGUGCAGACUUCCAGCACAAGCUGUCCGCUUUCACCAGGAUCCAGCUGCCGAGCCGGACUCUCAAGGCUACACCGGACCAGACAUCCCAGACCUGCUCAGGCCCAUGCACAAAGCUCCAUGUCUAGUGAAGACGAAGGACUGGUGGACGUAUGAGUUUUGUCAUGGUCAACAUAUAAGACAAUAUCACCUUGAAGACACAGAAAUCAAAGGAGACAUCCUUUUCUUGGGAUAUUAUGAGUCUGAAUUUGACUGGAGCAAUGAAACUGCAAAGGCCUCCAAACAGCAUAAGCUGAAACGAUACCACAGUCAGACCUACGUAAAUGGCUCCAAGUGUGACCUCAAUGGAAAUCCCAGAGAGACUGAAGUUCGGUUUGUGUGUGAAGAGGGCUCAGGUGACUACAUCGCUCGAGUAGACGAGCCUCAGUCAUGUCGCUAUGUUUUGACAAUUCACACCGGCCGCAUCUGCCAGCACCCGUUCCUGCGGCCACCAUCCACUGCCAAGCCACAGGGUAUUGUGUGCCAGCCAGCGCUUAGUGCCCAGCAAUACAUGGAUUAUGUCAAGGCUCAAGUCUCGGACACGAAGCGUAAAGUAGAGCAGAUCUCAGAGGAGCUGAAAAGCCUUGAUGAGAUGUUAGCUGGUAAUGAAGGGACAGAUGGAACAGUGGAAGUAACAGCUGAGGACACAUCCCCUGCACCCAGCAAUGAUCCAGACCAGUCAGAUGGAAAAGAUACUUCUGAGGUCGGAAGAACGUCAGAAGAGACAGAAGAUUCAGACUUCUGGGAGGGGGUAAAAAAAACAGAGACCUCGCAACAGGACAAGGAGGGAACAGAUAGUAGCUCUACUUCGCCAGCAGACAAUGAAGUCAUAGAUGACGACAAUGAAGUGGGGAAAUUUAACUUCAAAAUCAUCACUGACCCAGCAGAUUUGAUGAAAUUCGUGCAACACUUAAAGGAGAGCAACAGGAAGAAAGCACAAAGUCAAGCUAACAGUGGGAUGGAGAAACCAUCAAGCAACACACUAACAGAGAAUCUCAAAGAGGAGGAGAAUGAUGAAGAUGAUCAGCUGUUAGAGGAAUUUGAGGAUGAAAUGGUUGACCUCUCUGUGCCAUCUGAGAAGAUUGAAGAGAUAAAGGAAGAGAUGCAGAAGGAAUUUGACAACAUCAUAAAUGAGGCCCAGCAGGAACUGGAGACGGAGGGUCUGAAAGGCGAGUUUGAUCGCACUCAGGCAACACAAACACUGGAAACAACACUGGAUAAACUGCUUGAUCACCUUGAGGAGAAAGAUGUUCAGCACCCGGAGCAGCAGACGGACCAAAGAGCCAGUGACCCGAGCAGGGGCAGCCCCAGCCUGGCACCCAAGCAGCCAGACCAAGCAGCUGACGACCAUGUUAAGAUCAAAAUUACUAAGUAUAAGACGGGCAGCAGCCCUGAUGGGGAGCUCAAAGUUCAGGAGAUGGGCGAAGGAGACCCCCAGUGGCAGCAUAUAAAGGACGUGGUUAAAGAACAGCUAGAGAAGGCAGGACUGAAGGCUGAAGGUAAAAUUGAGGUGAAGAUCUUGACACGAAAGAAUGCAGAAGAGGCAGAUGAUCAGUGGCUGACAGAGGAAGAUACAAAGUCCUUCAGGGAGCUACUCAUAAAUCUCCUGACUGGAGGCACUGAAGAGGUUUACAAAGAGCAAAAAAGGCAGCAGGAGCUGGAGAACAACUAUAAGUUUGUGUGGGGAGAGAACCAAGAAGAAUCCCAGUCAUCCAGCACAUCAGACUCAGACGAUGUCGACAUAUAAGCUCACGUACUACUUCUAAGACGCUUGUUGUGAUGGUGAACUCUGUGGAGACCAACAAGAAGAGGGACUCUGAAGUGUGAUCCCUUUUUUAAAAAAAGAACCCAACUGAUUUGUUUCUUCCUAUUAAACCUGGCAGGUAAUGUCAGCUCAACUGUUUGCACAUUCAGAAAAUGUCUCGGUGUGUCUUGAGAAGUCAGCAAUUCAGGUGUCUUCAAUGGGCACCAUUUAUGUGUUGCACGAUGAAACCACAAUGUGUCAGCUGUACAUGUGCAGUUGAAUGAUGUUAUGCAUUUCCCCCUUUUCGAUGGGAUCCAAUUUUGAUAGAUGGCUUGAAUAGGUGAGUGAUUUGCAGUUAGUACAUUUUUAGAAAUGUCUUCCUGAAUUUUACAGAUAGGUCUGAAAUUGUCAACAGCACGCAGUUUGUCGCGGCUGUUGUCGAUGUUGCCAUUAAUAAUGAAGAUCUCACCCAGAAGUGACUCGGUAGGGAAUAUUGUGUACCUCAAAUGACACUUUCCACAAGUUGUUGUCUGUAAGAACGGGAAAACAAAGGACAAACACUCAAGCUUUACAAUCUUAAUUCUUCCUGGUCUUUUGAAACUUUCUGGCACAUUUUGUUCAGCGUAAAAGUUCCAAGUAAAUACAACUAUAAACAUCUACCGAAGACACUGAAAUCUAGAGUUUAUUCAUAUUUUCAUAGAGAUUUAGAUUUUCUGUUGGAGAGACAAAUGCUGUUCAAGGAAUUCCAAAUGCGUAAAAGUGUGCAGUGUGCUAAGUCUUGCAAGUACUUUUUUUUUUUUUUUUUGUUUUCAAAGAGAACUCAUAAUUUAUAUUGAUUUAAAUCGAACUGUUUCAGAGUACCAAAUUAAUAGUCACAAACCCCUUCAAACAUGUACUUCAAGGGCUGAAUUUGUAUAGUUUGUGAAUAAUUGUGGCUACUUGGAGCUUAUGUAUAUAAUUUGUUGUUGUGUCAAUACGUUUUUGAAUUAAUUUGUUGUUGCUGCAGCUUAAUUGGUGAUUGAGCUACAUGAAUAAAUGUGUUUAAAAUUUC
Cololabis saira (Pacific saury) is the source of this 3055-nucleotide messenger RNA. It is a transcript of the gene os9, whose product is annotated as OS9 endoplasmic reticulum lectin. Lineage: Eukaryota; Metazoa; Chordata; Actinopteri; Beloniformes; Belonidae. Gene Ontology annotation, biological process: endoplasmic reticulum unfolded protein response; retrograde protein transport, ER to cytosol. The transcript has 15 exons. Gene Ontology annotation, cellular component: endoplasmic reticulum lumen. Bases 22 to 2007 code for a protein of 661 amino acids. The record is from RefSeq and is a predicted model, not a curated record.